UACGUUUUCGGUUUUAGUUCAAAUUGGCAGACAAAACCCAAAGCAACGUUCCGAUUUGGAAGCGCUCGAAGUUAUAGUCAACCGAACAUAGACAACUAAGGCAGAAAGUGUGGCAAAAUAUUUGCCGUGUGAUUUAUUAGAGUAAAAAUAAAAAUUAUAGCAACAACAACAUAAUUAGCGAAGUGCCGGAGAGAGUGUUUCUCAUUGCGUUGUAACGAAAGUGUUGUUUCUGUGAAAUAUCGCAAAUUUGCAAUAAAGUGCAAGGUGUGCAAAACCAAGCCAAAUAGUCGAAGUUAGCCCAGAUUCGUCAUUAACAGUAAUCUAUGAAAUUUUCCGUCAGCGUAGACCGUGUUCGAGUAGUUUCAAAGUGUUGUGAAGUUUUUCAUAAAUAACUGUUGUUUUUCGUGCAACAUUGUGCGUAAUAUUGACACUUUUGGCAUUCAAAACAAAAAGUCCAAAACAGUGCUAGCAGUCUAUAAGAGAAGUUAUUUGACUGAACCAACUCUGAACUUUUUUGUGGAACUCCAACAAAAGCUUCAAAACUAAUCGGUGACAGUUACACACUCAACUCAAGGCAAUAGAAAAUAGCCCACCCGUCCACCGCUCGAAGGCAUAGCGACACCAGAAAAGGCUAAGCAAAUAAAGCAAAUAGAAAUCAAGCGCAAAAUCAAUAGCUGUCAACUAUGGAUGUUGGAAAAUAUUUGGGAUUAUUGGCGUUGAUGCUGCUCUCGCUGUUGGCGCUCUACAGCAGUCCGGUGGAGGCGUGCAGUUGCAUGCCCAGCCAUCCGCAGACACACUUCUGCAAUGCUGACUAUGUUGUCAUAAUACGCGUAAUGCGUAAGUCCCUCCGUUUAGUGCAAGACAACGUCGCAUACAAAGUGGAAGUCAAGAAGUCAUAUAAGAUGAACGAAGCCGGUCACAAGCUGCUCAAGCACGGUCGCAUAGUAACACCAAACUCUGAUGCUAUGUGUGGCAUUAAUCUGGACAUAGGCAAGCUCUACGUGAUUGCCGGUCGUGGUCCGUAUUUGAACAGUUGCAGCUAUGUUAAGGAGUACCUGAAAAUGUCGGUGGUUGAGAGGCGUGGUUUUGCCGGCGCAUAUCGCAAGGGUUGCAAAUGCUCGGUGCAACCCUGUUUCGGCCAAAGCUGUUUAAGUGAACACCAAUCGGCAACCUCGUGCAAAUGGUCGCCCUUCGCUAAGUGUGAGACCGAUUACAGCGCCUGCAUUCCCUCACACUACCGCACGCCCGAAGGCAUAAUCUCCAAGUGCCACUGGCGAAGAACGCCGGCAUACAAGAAAUGCAUGUCCGAUCCAUAAAUUGCAUAACACAUAUGUACUAGUUAUGUAUGUAUAUAUAAAUCGAGGCAGUAAAAGAAUUGAGCAAAAUCGGCAAGAAAUAGUUUUACACAAAAAUUUGCUGCUUAUUCUUCGUAGUUUAGCUGUAUUUUACGAAAUAAUACUUAUUUAAUUUUAACAUGUUACACACAUACGUGUAUACACUAAAAUUGAUAUGUAUGUAUUGGUUGUAGUUGUACACGCGCAGCAUUUCCAUUUUGACAUUUACAAAUUUCAUAGUUUCAUUUAAUUAUUAAAAUUUAUUAUUAAUUUCAAUUAAUCUUUUUUAAUUUAUUAUCAAUCUUUUUAAGACUAUUUUUUAAUUUCUUUAAAUUAUUUUUAAUUUUUUUUUACUUUAAUUUAAAAAUAUUUAAAUAAUUUUUGUUGUUUUGAGAUUAUCUUUUAAUUUCUUAGAACUGUUUUUUCAUUUUAUAUUUAAUUUAAUUUAAAAAAUUUCAAAUAAUUUUUGUUUUUUUUUGUAAUUCUUUAAUUUUAAAAUUAAAUUUUUAAAUUAUUCUUUUUUCGGUAUUCUAUUUAAAAAAAAAAAUUGUUUAAAAAUAUUUUAAUUAAUUUUUCACUAAUUAGGUUCACUUACGUAGGUUGCCUUUUAUAUUUCGGGAUUAGGCAACCCUAGUGUUGCAAUCUAGCAACUCACAACUUCGUCGUAAAGCUUGGCAUUUUUAAUGUUAUACAUACUAAGAACAUUUUGACGUACGAACGCUAUUUGUGUUGCUUACAGUAACUUGAAAUAUGCAUUCCGGCCGGACAAAAAAUAGAAUCAAACCACACUUCGAGCGAUUAUUUGUUACAACUUGUUGAUUAACUUAUCAAGAUUUGGCCAGUGUUUAUCGAUUGUAUGGUGAAUUCAGUCGAGACUCCAAGACGGAUUUCGUGAAGGUCUUCCAAAAUCGGUUGUUGUUUCGAAAACUAUUGAUGCUGUGAACAAACUAAUAUUAACAGAUCGUCAUGUAACCUAUUGUGAGAUGGAGGCAACUAAAGGCAUUAGUGGGACCAGCAUACUGGUAUAAAGCCAUUGCAUGGGCUUUUGACUGUGAAAAAAAAUUUCACGUUUAAUCCCACACAAUUUGUCGAUCGCUCAAAAAAGGCUCGUAUCUAUUGGUCGUGAGAAAUGUUAACAAAAUAAGAUAGCUGUGCUUCGAAAUUGAUCUAUGACAUCGUGACAGGAGAUGAAUCGUGGAUUUAUGUCUAUGAGCCUGAAAGUAAACUGCAGUCGACCGUAUGGGUAUUUAAAGAUGAGCCGAAUCCAACAAAAGUGGUUUGCGUAUGAAACUCAUCCAAGCAAACGGUUGCCUGUUUUUUGGAAAUACUGGACAUGUCGCAAACAUCUAACUCGAAUAAUAAAGAACAUUAAAUUCUGAGUGGUAUACAAUCAUUCCAAGAAAUCAGAAAAGCCAGCCGACGGAGAAGAAUUACUCUUUACCACACAAUGCAAACUCUCACACAUCGACCGAAACAACCGCAAUUUUGAUCACUCAAAACAUCGAUUUGAUGAGUCAUCCUCCGAAUAGUUCCGACUUUGGACCGAAUGACUUCUUUUUAUUUCCCAAUGUGAAAGAUAAACUAAUAGGUAAACUUUUUCAUCACCCAAAGAGGCGAUUUUUGAGAUACCUUAAUCAAAGUGGCAAAAGCGCUUCGAUAAUUGGUUCAAACGCAUGCGAAAGUUUAUAGAUCUUAAUUGAGAAUAUUUUAGAACACGAUAAAGCGAUUUUCGAUGAUUAAAUUUUGUUUUCUUUACUCUAAUCCCGAAAUAUAAAAGGCAACCCACGUACUAUAGCACAUUUUAGGUUCACAUUUCCGCACGAGUAGUUUUAUUUUUUUCCACAUCUUCUCACUUAUUCUUUUACCCUGUAUUUCUUCACCUAAUUAGAGCUUUAAUUGUAUGUACAUAAAUAUAUUAUUAACUGUUAUUUGUAUUUAUUGUAAUAAAGCCACAAAUAAUA
Molecule: messenger RNA, 3295 nt
Organism: Bactrocera neohumeralis
Lineage: Eukaryota; Metazoa; Arthropoda; Insecta; Diptera; Tephritidae
Gene: Timp
Product: tissue inhibitor of metalloproteinase
Exons: 6
Coding region: 684-1316 (210 amino acids)
Biological process (GO): negative regulation of endopeptidase activity; negative regulation of membrane protein ectodomain proteolysis
Cellular component (GO): extracellular matrix
Molecular function (GO): protease binding; metalloendopeptidase inhibitor activity
Source: RefSeq, a predicted model, not a curated record